GUAAUCAUCUGUUAGACACGUUCGAGCUUGUCAGGCUUGUUAUUCAUCUUCAUUUUGGAGUGCCUACAUGAGCACCAAAGGGUACUUCGCGUUUCCUCCUUCGAGCACAUCAAGACCAUUCCCCACACUCAUUCCCCCCUCUCCCGAUAUCAGAGAGGAAUUCGUUGACGACAGUGCACCUGGAAAACGGGACGAGACGCCGAGCAAGGAGCCGCGCGACAAUGAAGAGCUUACCAAUCGACUUCACAAGGAGCAGGAGCUCAUAGAGAAGAGCGAAAUAGAGUGGGUUCGAGGCGGCGGAGUUCUGCGCGAUGCACACGGGCGUCGCGAUAAAGCCCGUACGGAACGCAUACGCGCAGAGCUCAAGCUGCAAGAAGAAGAAAAACAAAAAAUAGCUAGAUGGAGGGACUACGAAGAGCGAUGGAAGGCGCUGGGAGCGUCAGAUAAGGCUCUUUCAUUCGCAGAUAUCCCAUGGCCGCUUCGGACAGCGCCGUCCUGCCAAAAUACCGAUACUUUCACGCCACCUGCGAUUUCAGAGUUUCUGUUCGAGUCCCUUUCUGUCCGGGCAAACACGGUCACGAGGAAGAGUCGGAUACGCAGUUCGAUCUUGCGGUGGCACCCUGACAAGAGUUCGCCGGUCAUUAGCAGGGUCGUGGCUGAAGACGUGGAUGCUGUUCGAGAAGGUAUUCAUACAGUGUUUCACUGUCUCAAAAGUCUACAGGAUAAUGAAAGGGACAAUAACGUGUAGCAAUACUACUUAGUGACAGUCGAUAAUGUCAUUUCCGUUCGCAAUGAGCCAGAGUGUACUUCAUGGCGCUCAGUUAGUAAGGUCCUUCUGUCGUGUCGGACCAACCAUCGGACUACUUAUAUAACAAGAAUAAGUAGCCAGGAAGUAGUAUACUGGACUUUGGUAGUAGGCCCGUUCAAGACUUGGAUCGAACUACGGCAAAAUCCAUACAGUACCACUGCAGCGCACAGUGCACCCUACAGAUACACGGCAUGCUGUAUCACAAUACAGUGGAUCUGUACUACU
Messenger RNA from Suillus paluster, 1033 nucleotides. RefSeq lists its product as uncharacterized. Gene Ontology annotation, biological process: canonical NF-kappaB signal transduction. The transcript is spliced from 2 exons. The record is from RefSeq and is a predicted model, not a curated record. Bases 68 to 748 code for a protein of 226 amino acids. NCBI's taxonomy places the organism in Eukaryota, Fungi, Basidiomycota, Agaricomycetes, Boletales, Suillaceae.